AUGUCGAGUGCAUCACAUCUUAAACACCGAGAGAUUAAAGCAAAAGGUGAUCAAAAAAGACAACAAUUGCUAUCAGAAUCAAUUAAAACGUUAAAUCAGAAAAAAGAUACUGAAGACUAUUUUACAAUGCGAUUGACUGAAACACUCAUUAAAUCAAACAUACCUUUUCAUAAAGUAAUGUCUCCGGCAUUAAAAGGAUUCAUUGAAGAAUUUGUUUUAAAAGUGGUACCAAAUCAGACAACACUUAAACGAUAUGAAAAGCCAUUAUAUCUAAAAGCUAUUGAUAAUAUCAGAAAAAUUGUUGCCGAAAAUUAUGUAUAUUUUAUAAUAGAUGAAACAAAAGAUAGUUGCGAUCGAAAAGUGUUUAAUAUAAUGGUUGGUAUAUUAAAUGGCGAGUAUAGUAAACCAAUGAUAAUUGAUGUCGAGUUCAUUGAAGACACUAAACAUAACACAAUUCAAACUGCAUUUUUAAAUGCUUGUCAAAUACUUUGGCCUCAAGGUAUACAAUAUAAUAAAGUGUUACUUUUAGUCACAGACGCCGCAUCAUAUAUGAGGACAGUUGGUACCAAUUUAAAGUUUUUUUUCCCGAAGAUGUCUCAUAUAACAUGUGUUGUUCACGCAUUAGAUAGAGUGUGUCGUAAAAUACAAGAAGAAUAUUCUGAAUUAAAUAUAUUUGUUUCUUCAAUGAAAAAAUGUUUAUUAACUUCGAAAUCAAAAGAACUACUUUAUAGAGAGACGACUGCUCUCCCGUUACCUCCUAUUCCUGUCAUUACCCGAUGGAAAACUUGGUUAGAAACUCAAUUGUCUGGUUUUGCUAAAGAAAAACUAUUGAUGUGUUUGGCAAAGAAUAAAGAUUUGGAAGACUUUUGUGAUUCACAAGACUUUGAGACAAAAUGUUUGACAAGAUAUGCACCGUUAAAAUCAGUGGACAUCGAGCGCUCUUUUUCUGAAUAUAAGAAUAUUCUCACUGAUAGAAGACAUAAACCUUUUUUGAUUCGCAAAUGUCUUGUCUUAAGUGUUGCUUUUAUAGUAACCUGUGUUACUCUACAUUUCAAAGGACAAUCACGAUUAGAGCAAUCAUUACCAUCACAUGUAUACCAAUCAACAAACGCUGAUAAUCACUAUAAGAGUAGAAAAUUAAGUGAAACUCAAAACAAUGAAAACACUGGAUUUAAUUUGACGACAAAUCAGACAAACAAUAAUAAAGACAAUCAUCAAAAUGCAUCACAAGUGCGCAAAAUAAGGGAACCAAAGCAUAACAUUGUACACCCAACAGCAACAACGAAAAAACCACUAAUUAAUUUAGUUGGAUCUAACCUAACCACUUGUACUAACCCAGCAAUCAAUGAAUUUCCACCCGAUUUGUUUAGUCAGAGAUCCCGUUCCCGGGGAGCCAUCAUUAUACACGUGGCUGUCGUCCUCUAUAUGUUCUAUUGUUUGGCAAUUGUUUGUGAUCUUUAUUUCUUGCCAUCACUUGAAGAGUGCUGUCAACGACUUAACCUAUCGGAUGAUGUGGCCGGCGCUACAUUCAUGGCUGCCGGUUCCAGUGCUCCCGAAUUGUUUACCGCAACUCUGGGAGUAUUUAUUGCUAAAGGUGAUGUCGGCACCGGUACAAUUGUGGGAUCAGCCGUUUUCAAUAUAUUAUUUGUAAUAGGAUUGUGCUCUUUAUACACAGCAUCAACUCAGUUGAAUUGGUGGCCAGUGGCCAGAGAUUCAUCUUAUUAUACAUUAACAGUACUCGUCCUAAUUGUGUUCAUAUACGAUGGAGAAGUUACAACAAUUGAAUCAUUUAUACUAUUGAUGUUAUACGGUGUCUACAUAUUGAUCAUGAAUUACAACACUGAGCUCCGGGAUUAUGUUCAGCAACAGUGGACACAAUAUGGUAUUAAACAUUUCGAUGGCGACGAGUUUGAAAACUUGAAAACCAAUUCCGCGGGUAUCGUACAGUAUCACUCCUUUAAAGUUGGUAAUAAUGAGUCAGCAUUUGGGCACCGGAUUGAACUGAAUAGACCGCAAACGACUAUCUUUGAAGCGGCAAAUAUAGUGAUCAUUAAACAUAAACGACUUUUCCGACCCAUUACUCGAUUUCGAUCGGCAGCUCAACUAAUUAUAAUUCAGCGACAAAAAGCCAAAUAUCAAAAUCAAUUACAACAACAGCAACAACAACACCAUAAUCAACAACAACAGCAACAGUUUCAACAUCAGUCUGAAUUGAAUUUUGCCAAAUCAUUUGAUUCGGUCCGUAAAUCAUCACUAGUACCCGAUCAGGACUUCUGGAGACGAGUUCCCGAUCCAAAAGUGGAAGGUUGGUAUGAAUGUAUAAAAUGGGGAACAAUAGCUCCCUUACAUUCCAUACUUUUUUAUACCAUUCCCGACUGCAAAGUCAAACAACAUCUAUUUUUAUUGACAUUCUUCAUGAGUAUUACGUGGACCGCUAUUUUCUCGUACGUCAUGGUAUGGAUGGUUAGCUUAAUUGGAUUUACACUUCGUAUACCCGAUAGUAUUAUGGGAAUCACAUUUCUUGCGGCCGGAACUUCGGUUCCGGAUGCUUAUGCUAGUAUACAUGUGGCCAGACAAGGUCAGGCGGAUAUGGCUGUUAGUAAUUCAAUCGGAAGUAAUGUAUUUGAUAUACUAAUUGGUUUAGCACUUCCAUGGUUUGUCGAGACUGCAAUUGUUAAUCCAGGUUCAAUAGCAAAUAUCAACAGUCGGGGUCUCAUCUAUGCUAUAAUUUUGCUAUUUUUGUCACUAUUAGUCACUAUUUAUCUCUUUCAUCGCAAUCAAUGGACAUUAAAUCCUCAAUUAGGAUAUGCCUUAUUGAUAACAUACGCCAUAUUUCUGGUUAUAAGUGGAUUACUUGAAUUCAAUUUACUCGGUUAUGUCAACCCUCCCAUGUGUGGCGAGUGAGGGCAUACUUUAUACUAAAAGCGAUUACAUUUUGGUGUUUGACA
Messenger RNA from Oppia nitens, 2948 nucleotides. RefSeq names its product sodium/potassium/calcium exchanger 4-like. Lineage: Eukaryota; Metazoa; Arthropoda; Arachnida; Sarcoptiformes; Oppiidae. The transcript is spliced from 18 exons. Gene Ontology annotation, biological process: calcium ion transmembrane transport; intracellular calcium ion homeostasis. Gene Ontology annotation, molecular function: calcium channel activity; calcium, potassium:sodium antiporter activity. Gene Ontology annotation, cellular component: membrane. Bases 1 to 2904 code for a protein of 967 amino acids. The record is from RefSeq and is a predicted model, not a curated record.